Eimeria maxima is the source of this 1149-nucleotide messenger RNA. RefSeq names its product splicing factor, putative. The coding region runs from base 1 to 1149 and encodes 382 amino acids. Gene Ontology annotation, biological process: positive regulation of mRNA splicing, via spliceosome. The transcript is spliced from 6 exons. Lineage: Eukaryota; Apicomplexa; Conoidasida; Eucoccidiorida; Eimeriidae. Gene Ontology annotation, cellular component: U12-type spliceosomal complex; nucleolus. Gene Ontology annotation, molecular function: RNA binding. The record is from RefSeq and is a predicted model, not a curated record.
AUGGUGGUAGGGGCGAAUUUAUUUGUUGGUAAUUUAGAUCCUGAUCUUGAUGAAAAAGUUUUAUUUGAUACUUUCUCCUCAUUUGGCAAUGUUGUAUCCGCUAAAGUGAUGCGUGACCCUGAGACGGGUAUAUCUAAAGGAUUUGCAUUUGUAUCCAUGGAGAGCUUCGAGGCAUCAGAUGCAGCAUUAGCAGCAAUGAAUGGACAAUUCUUAUGUAAUAGACCUAUUCAUGUUUCUUAUGCUUAUAAAAAAGAUACUAGAGGAGAGCGUCAUGGAUCUGCUGCUGAGCGUUUGCUGGCAGCAAAUAGACCUACAAUAGAGAGACCUGGUGGUGGUGGUCCACCUAAGGAGGGGCCCAUCCCGUUGCAGCAGCAGACUGGUGGUACACCUUCAUUUGGUGGUGUACCCAAUGCGGGCCCUGGGGCCCCUCUACCUCCUCUACCAUUACCCAUGAUGGGUUCGGGGGCCCCUGGUUCCCUCCCUCCCCCUCCUCUCUUCUUUAUGCCAAGACCAGGCAUGCCUUUCCCUCCCCUCCCUCUGCCGCCUACAAUGGCGGGGGCCCCCAGGCCGGGCCUUGUGGGGGCCCCUGGGGAUGCAAGGGGUCCCUCUUCUGCUCCUAUGAAUAUGGGGGGGCCCCCUGCCCCAAUGCCUCCUCCUGUGCCGAUGCCUGGUGGCGUUGGUAUGAUGCCAGGAGGGGCCCCAAUGCCCGCCCGCCCUGCUACUAUGGGGGCCCCAGCGCCCCCUGCAGCGGGAGGCCCCCCUGGGGGCCCCCCAGGCGGCCCCCCUGGUGUCCCUGGAGGCCCCGCUGCAGCACGACCUCCAGCAUUCCCAAUGCAGGCCCCAGGAAUGCCAGCCCCCAUGCGGCCUCCUAUGGGGGCCCCUGGAGCCCCUGUCACCCCUGGUGCCCCCGGGGCCCCCCCACUUGGCAUGUCGCCUAUGGGGGCCCCCGGAGGGGCCCCACAGAUGGGUCUUGCCCCGGGGCCAAGGCCAAUGGGCAUGCCGGGAAUGCCAGCACCCAUGCCGCCUAUGGGCAUGCAGGGCCCCCCUCAGGGGCCCCCUCAAGGGUUCCAGUCCCCAUCGAAUGUAAUGAGGCCCCCAACUGUCCUGCCUCCUCCUACUGCCCCUGUACGCCCUCCCCCUCAGCAAUAA